Messenger RNA from Sciurus carolinensis (gray squirrel), 2207 nucleotides. RefSeq names its product 2,4-dienoyl-CoA reductase 2 (gene Decr2). Gene Ontology annotation, molecular function: 2,4-dienoyl-CoA reductase (NADPH) activity. Gene Ontology annotation, biological process: fatty acid catabolic process. The record is from RefSeq and is a predicted model, not a curated record. NCBI's taxonomy places the organism in Eukaryota, Metazoa, Chordata, Mammalia, Rodentia, Sciuridae.
CUGGGAGGCCGACCCGGCCGUUCGCUUGCCCCUCUUGACAGGGGCGAUGGAGGUUCAGGGUCUGGGUGUCAGCAUUGGCUUCUGCCUGAGCAGCUAUGGGAGGGCACGGGCUGCAGUGCUGAGACCGCUCUCCACCCGGCACAGGGCCAGUCCUGCGGGCGUGCUCGGGCCUUUUCGACCCUAGUCUCCUUGGGGUAUCCACCACUGGGAAAGCGUGUAAGCGAGGCAAGGCCGUCCGCGCGCCCCACGAACUGGCCUUAGUCCGGGAGCCUGGAUGUCGCUGGGACCCUGUGGGAUACUAGUACCGGUGGGAAGGACUAGCGGAGCUAGUUGCCGCGUCUCACUGCGCCUGCGCCAGGGGCGUGCGGCCCCGCCCACUUCCAGUCCCAGUGGGUCGCUCGCCCCAGGUGGCGGGAAGUCCGGGGGAGGAGCCUGUGGUGGGGCAUCCUGGGAGGGGCGGGGCAAGGUGUCCGCGGGCGGUGGCCGGCGGGCUCCAGUCUCGGCUGGUGGAGGGCGGAGUGCUGUCCUCCCAAAGGUCCAGAACUGCUGUUCAUGAGCCCAGAGGGUCCCGCUGUCCUGCCAGCUAGCCCGCUCGGAGCGCCAUGGCGCAGCCGCCGCCGGACGUGGGAGAGGACGAGUGUCUUCCUGAGUACCGGCACCUCUUCUGCCCGGACCUGCUCCAGGACAAAGUGGCCUUUAUCACGGGAGGUGGCUCUGGAAUUGGGUUCCGGAUUGCUGAGAUUUUCAUGCGGCAUGGCUGCCACACGGUCAUCGCCAGCAGGAGCCUACUGAGAGUUUCCAUGGCUGCCAAGAAGUUGAUUGCUGCUACUGGCAGACGGUGCAUCCCUUUAUCUAUGGAUGUCCGAGCUCCCCCAGCCAUCAUGGCCGCUGUGGACCAGGCACUGAAGGAGUUUGGCAAAAUUGAUAUCCUUAUUAAUGGUGCGGCUGGAAACUUCCUGUGUCCCGCCAGUGCUCUGUCCUUCAAUGCUUUCAGGACUGUGGUUGACAUCGACACCAUUGGCACCUUCAAUGUGUCUCGUGUGCUCUAUGACAAGUUCUUCCGGGGUUGGGACCAUGGAGGGGUGAUUGUGAACAUCACUGCUAUGAAUGUCCGGGGGCAGGUGCUCCAGAUGCACGCAGGCUCUGCCAAGGCGGCUGUGGAUGCGAUGACACGGCCUUGGCUGUGGAGUGGGGUGCCACAGAACAUUCGCAUCAACAGCCGCCCAGGCCCAGUCAGUGGCACAGAGGGCUUACGGCGACUGGGUGGCUCCCAGGCCAGAGUGAGCACAAACGCCCUUGCGAGCCCCCUGCAGAGGCUGGGAAACAAGACGGAGGUUGCCCACAGUGUGCUGUACCUGGCCAGCCCUCUGGCUUCCUUUGUGACGGGGACCAUGCUGGUUGUAGAUGGUGGGGCCUGGCUGACAUCCCCCAAUGACACCAAGCAGCUGGCAGACUUCGAAUCCUCCUCUGCUAAGCUCUAGGUCCGAGAUGCAAACCAGCAUGUCCUCAACAACGGUUCAGGAAGAAAGUGCAUGUGAUGAAAGGCACCGUGUGCUGUAUCUGUUGAAUCAACAAGCAAGCAAAUCCCAGCUUCUUUACCCACCCUGUCAAGAGGUAUGCAGGUUAUUUCCCAGCUAUCGCCAUGAUUCAUAGGCUGCAGCAAGCAUCUGGGUAUACUCAUGUUUCAUAAAGCAAAGAGAAUCUUGCAACUGCCCAGAAUAAAUGAUGGUGAUUUGGGGAGUUCCACCAAUGACUUCUGUUGCCAUGGUAACCUGGAACAAGCCAGCUCUGGCCUGUGUGUACUACAAACCCUGGGACCAGCGCCUACUCCCCACACUUUCCCCUCGCUGGGAGGUUUUCCCAGAUGCUAGGAUCUACCUGUCUGUCCCCUUCUCCCCCUCCCUUCCCAGCUUGGGGCAAUGGCAGACAGAUGAGGAUGCCUUUCUAACUUGGACAUUUGUCCACCCACCAAGUGAGCCAAGUGCCUGGGACCCAGAAGAACAUGAGCUGAGCUGGGUAUAGUGGCCAUGCCUGUGACCCUAGCCUCUUGAGACAGGAGAGUCAUAAAUUCUAGGCCAGCCUCAGCAACUCUAACACCCAGCAACAUCCCCCUAGAUUCAAUCCCCAGUACCAAAAUAAAUAAAUAAAAUGAAAGCAUUAAGUGACUCCUGGGAGAAGCUGAUGUCUCCAGUGGUUCUCCGUCUUCU